UGGCAUUUAAAGUAAAUGGAAAUCUACGUAAAUCAGUGAAAGUGGGCCUCAGCUGUUGCGCGACGUCCAGCCGCUCGGCCGGCCUGGUCACGUGGUGGAAUUGACGCAUGCGCGUGGUGUCGGUGCUUAUGGAGAGAAGAUGCCCACUGCUAACAUCCCCGCAUAAGAGAACUGCUAACCGGUUUACCGCAGACGCCACAGACCCUCUUGUCUUUUAGCUGCAUGCUGUAGUCUGACACAAGACGCCUGAUGUCUGUGGCAAAUGCGAAACACACUGUCCUGAGUCCGGUGAUCCCAUACACAGGGCCCAUACCUGGAGGCCUGCACCCUGGGGAGAUCAUCAUCAUCCAGGGCACGGUGCCCCCAGACGCUGACAGGUUUCAGAUGGACCUGUCGAGCGGCUGCAGCACCAAGCCGCGCUCUGACGUCGCCCUGCACUUCAGCCCUCGCUUCAAAGGCUCGCCCUGUGUGGUGUGUAACUCCAUGCUGCAGGAGAGCUGGGGCAAAGAGGAAACGCUCCAUCAGCUGCCCUACAAACGCGGAGCUCCCUUCGAGACCAUCAUCCUGGUGCACGAUGACGUCUUCAAGGUGGCAGUAAACGGAGCUCACCUGCUGGAAUACAAGCACAAAAUUCCGCUAAACAGGGUUGACACGUUUUCUAUAUCUGGGAAAGUCAGGGUGCACGCUAUUGGCUACAUACCGAACUCAGCAAUAUAUUCAGAAUCAGGUGACUUGAGCCUCCCUUAUAAAGGAAGUAUACUCAAAGGACUGAGCCCCGGGCGGCAUAUCACAAUCAAAGGGCAGGUCAGCACGUAUCCUCACAGUUUUACUGUAAACCUCCGCAACAGCAGGACAGAGAACAUCGCUCUCCAUCUGAACCCCCGCAUGAAGUCAGGUGUGUUCAUCAGGAACUCGUACCUGAGUGAGUCCUGGGGUCAGGAGGAGCGAGAGCUGCCCUUCUUUCCCUUCUCCUCAGGGGAGUACUUCGAGAUUCUCAUUCUCUGUCAGCCCCAUCAGUUCAAACUGGCAGUGAAUGGCUCACACUUGUUUGAGUUCAGACAUCGGGUGCAGGACCUGAGCAGCAUUGACGAGCUGGAGAUCAUGGGGGACCUGGAGCUCACUGAUGUAAAACUGUGUGCUGCAAUGAUCCAUCAUGCUCCAAAAUGAAGAGAAACUAGUAAAAGAACUGGAAUAUUUAUUUUGCAAUGUCAGUGUUUUUUUUUUUUUUUUUUGGCUGUCCGUUGUAAUUGUUGUAAAAUAUGUAUGAAAAAUCUUCAUAAAUGUAUCAUAAAUGAUUUAAUAAAAAUGUGUUACUAUUACCAUUUUGCUGCCAGUUUAUCAUGUCUACAUGGUUUGCUUUAAGCCUCCUUUCAUAAUACAACUUUAACAUCGUUUCACACAGAUAAAGUGUUAGCAAAAGUGGCUCAUUUACACAUCCAGCAGACAUCAAACAAAAUUUGUAUUCAUUUGGAAGCAUGUUAGUGUCCACCUUUACCUAAAUGCAUCACAUUCUUCUUUGCUUAAUAACCAAUUGAUACUGGCAAAGCAGCAAAAAAAAUGUUUUUGACUGAAAUCGACAACCUGUGGUCUGGAAAAAUCAAAACAAAGUUAAAACACUGUGGAACUGUGGGGAACCUCAGCAAGUACAUGAAGUCUUUGAACUGCAGUACCUCUGCUCAGCCACAAGGUGGCAAAAGAGAGUUAAAUGUUGACUUCUUGCCCUUUACCGCCCAGACACCUUCAGCUGCAAGUUAAGUGAACUUUUUUUUUUUUUUAGCAAGUCCUUGUUGUAGUCUGUACUUUCCAAAGGUCAGCGUUUGAGGUCUUCCAUGGACUUCUGUCAGAUUUAAAGACCUAAAAUUAUUAACCUUGUUUGAAGGCCCUAAAUGUUUAGCAACACUGAUCAGACAGGCUUGUAACCUGUCUCAUUUACACCUAAUGACCAUGGGCAUCUGUCAGGAGAUAACCGAUGAAGGAACGUUAUCACCACAUGACUCUCACUUCAGCACAAA
Molecule: messenger RNA, 2012 nt
Organism: Scatophagus argus
Lineage: Eukaryota; Metazoa; Chordata; Actinopteri; Scatophagidae
Product: galectin-8-like
Exons: 9
Coding region: 250-1167 (305 amino acids)
Molecular function (GO): carbohydrate binding
Source: RefSeq, a predicted model, not a curated record